AUGCCUAGACAAAGACUGAUUCGAGACUCGAAUCGAAUCUUCGUCAGUGUUAAAGAUGAACCAACCCCCUUUGGGAUGAAGAAGCUAAGCGUUAGUAACAACACAGAUAGUGACAGAGUGUCAAUCACUCUAACACGAAAACUUUACUGUAGAAGAGAACCAAGUAGGGUCUCUGAUGAACAAAACACAACCCUGAAUUACCGUGCGAAAUGCAAUAUUGAUAGGCACACAAAAAAGUGCGAGUGGAAUUCUCACCCAGUCGAGGGGAGACGCUUCGCACGGUUGCAGAUCAUGUUGGGCCAAGAAGAAGGGGAAGUGCAAGAGCCUGCAGAGCAUGGAGAACGAAAUUCAGCUCUUCCACACCAAGCCCCGAUGGUGGAAAUAGGAAGAACCCGAAGCUAUCAAGAAAAACUUGGACGAAAUAAGAAAAUGAUACACAAGUAUGACGAGCCAGUUACAUCAAAGUACUCGACCGAAAAUAAAGAGAAGGAUGAGAAAAAGGAACAUGGUCAAACUCCGAACAGGAUGACCAUACUCCAAGUGCCAAAGUGA
This is a messenger RNA of Lactuca saligna, 552 nucleotides long. Lineage: Eukaryota; Viridiplantae; Streptophyta; Magnoliopsida; Asterales; Asteraceae. The record is from the annotation of a GenBank genome assembly.